AUGACUGAAAGCAUGGGAGAUCAAAGGAGAAAUCCAAACCUUCCUCCAAACCAGGAUCCUUCAAGCAUUUAUUACAUCCAUCCUUCAGAUGCUAACUCAACUCAGCUUGUUUCCUUUAAAUUUGAUGGAGAAGGUUUCACUGGUUGGAGGAGAUCUAUGCUGCUUGCUCUCUCAGCCAAAAACAAAAUUGGUUUUGUGGAUGGCAGCAUUGCCAAACCUGAUAUAGGUACUGCAGAAUGCAAGGCAUGGGAGAGAUGCAAUGAUUUGGUCUGUACUCUAGUUCUAGGAAAUCUGAGUGAGGUGAUUGUCAAAAGUGUGAUGUUUCUGAAGUCAGCCAGAGAUGUGUGGUUAGAUUUGGAAGACAAAUUUGGAUUUUCUUCUAUGGCUCAGGUGUAUUCAUUAGAAAAAAAAUUGGCUGAAAUAAGUCAAGGUGACAAAUCUGUUUCUGAGUUUUUAACUGAGAUCAAGUCAGUUUGGGAUGCCAUUGAGGAGGCAACAGAGAAGAUGGUCAUGCAGUUUAUGAUGAAGCUAACUGACCAAUAUGCCACCAUAAGAGGGAAUGUGCUGAUGGUACCAACACUACCUAAAGUUUCAGAAGUCUACAGGUUGUUUGCUGAAGAAGAAAGGCACCAAGAAGUGUCCAAGAGUAUUCAUCCACCAGAAUCAAUGGCUUUUGUAGCAGAAAAAAGGAGGCUUGGUGGAGAUCAUUGGAACAACAGAACCUACAAAACUCAGGUCACUGGUUCACAACAAACUGGCUUUCAGAACAACAGAGGAAAAACAGGAUCAAGUCAUUUUUGCACUCACUGCAAGAUACCAGGACACAGCAUUGAGAGAUGCUUCAAGAUCCAUGGAUAUCCACCUGGUUUCAAACAUUUCAAAGCAGCAAGCAGUGAGUAG
Messenger RNA from Spinacia oleracea (spinach), 900 nucleotides. RefSeq lists its product as uncharacterized. The transcript has 2 exons. The record is from RefSeq and is a predicted model, not a curated record. NCBI's taxonomy places the organism in Eukaryota, Viridiplantae, Streptophyta, Magnoliopsida, Caryophyllales, Amaranthaceae. Bases 1 to 900 code for a protein of 299 amino acids.